AUGGGGCCGAAGCUCCGCGGGCGCGCCCUGGGGGAGGGCGCGGGUGAAGCGUCGGGCGGCGCGGCGGAUGGUCACCACGGGCGGCCCGGGCGGCGGCCGGGACCAGAGCGACCGGGGCCCCGCACGCAGGGCACGGCGAGCCCGGCGAGCAGCUGCAGCGGGAGCGGCCGGGCCGCCGGCAGCGCCUCCCUCCCGCGGGCGCCGGCCCCGCGCCUCAUGCCGCCGCCGCCGCCGCCCACCCCCUGCGCCGCUAGCGCUGCAGCCGCUGCCGCCCGCCCCGCCCCGGAGCCCCCGGCCGCAUCCUCCCCGGCUCUGCGAUGGGGCGGGAGCUCGGCCCGCCCGUCACCCGACCCCUGCGUCCCCGCCGAGCAGCGCGCCCCGCCCCCGCGGCUCCCGCAGCCCCCGCCCCCCCGCCAGCUCCGCAGGCCAGCCCCGGAAGAGGCGGGGCCCGCGGGCCGUCCAGUUCCGCCCACCCAGAGAGGCGGACUGAUUGACAGCCCAACUGGACAACAAUGGCGAGGGCUUGGUCGAGGCUCCCGCGAGUCUCUGUGCCUCUGUACCGAACAGCCAAUCGAAACGUCCUUCCUCUUGGGCGGUCUCGAUAACGGAAUUGGCUGCCGGAAGAAAGAGUUCAUUGGCCCGCGCCGGAGGAAGCCCCCUACACCUCUCCGGGAGCCAAUCAGCGCUCCUAAAGAGGGCUCCGGAAGUCUCCCAGUUGCAGAUUGCAGUGAACACGAUGGCAAGCCCGAGUUGACCUCGUGCGUCCGUCGCAGUAGUAGCUCGCAUUCGGGUUAUUGUUGUCGCUCGUGGUUCUGGAGGUUCGCUGGGCUUAGCCGGGUGACCCUCGUUCCGGAUCCCCCCCUGUGGGCGGAGUGGCAGGGCUGGGCUAACGUCAUCCUUCGGGCUUCCCCGCUCACGUGGCGGGGCUGGGGCCUCGGCGGGGUGGGGCCGCUGCAGCGCACUGGCCUCUGCGUGCCCCUGACGUCCGCUCGGCGUGGCCGCUGCCUCUAA
Canis lupus familiaris (dog) is the source of this 1011-nucleotide messenger RNA. Its product is annotated as neural Wiskott-Aldrich syndrome protein-like. The coding region runs from base 1 to 1011 and encodes 336 amino acids. Lineage: Eukaryota; Metazoa; Chordata; Mammalia; Carnivora; Canidae. The transcript is spliced from 3 exons. The record is from RefSeq and is a predicted model, not a curated record.